AAUUUCAUGGGACUGAAGGGCCCGAGGCUGUGGCAGAGUGGAUCCGUCAGUUAGAGCAGAACUUUGACAUCCUGCAGUGCUCUGACGAGCAGAAGGUUAUUUGUGGCCAUUAUAUUCUUAAGGGAAGUGCCGCCUUAUGGUGUUCUGGCUAUUGGAGGUUGAGGCAGGUGGAGUUUAAUGUCCUGACUUGGGAUCGCAUGAAGGAGGUGAUCAUGGAGAAGUAUUAUCCUCAGGGUUAUCGCAUGAGGAUGGAGUGCGCUUUCUGGGAUCUUACUCAAGGGACUGGUACUGUUGAGGAGUACGAGAGGGAGUUCACCCGCAUGAGAGCCUUUGCUCCACAUAUGGUGGACACUGAUCUGAAGAAGGCCCACAAGUUCUGGGAUGGUCUGAGCCAAACCCUCCGUAUGCAUGUUGCUAGCCAGGCGAAUCUUUCCUUUGAUGAGACCGUUAUUCGAGCCACCCAGCUUGAGAGUUAUCAGACUCUCAAUGUUUCUGUCCCUUCCGCUCAUCUAGUUCAGCCUAUUUCCUCCGCACCGCCCGGCUCUAGUUCGGGCAAGAGAAAGUUUGAUUCCCGUCGGGAUAACUGGAAGGAAAAGCGCGGUGGGAACGACCAUCGUGGUGAGCGCCCCUUCACACGAGACCAGUUUUCGAGGUGCCGCAACUAUGGUCAUUAUCAUCCGGGAGAGUGCCGGUACACCCUGCGAGUUUGCUUCAACUGCAUGAAGCCCGGUCAUUUCUUCAGUGCUUGCCCCGAGCCCCUGAG
Messenger RNA from Striga hermonthica, 763 nucleotides. Lineage: Eukaryota; Viridiplantae; Streptophyta; Magnoliopsida; Lamiales; Orobanchaceae. The record is from the annotation of a GenBank genome assembly.